Phragmites australis (common reed) is the source of this 1176-nucleotide messenger RNA. RefSeq names its product RING-H2 finger protein ATL80-like. The transcript has a single exon. Lineage: Eukaryota; Viridiplantae; Streptophyta; Magnoliopsida; Poales; Poaceae. The coding region runs from base 171 to 659 and encodes 162 amino acids. The record is from RefSeq and is a predicted model, not a curated record.
AAAUCAAUUGUAAUCCUGCGGCUAUUUAAUCAGCGAAGCUCCUGAUAAAAUAUAUCAAACGCUCAAAGUUAAAGCUACCGUAUCUACUAAACCGACGCCACUAGGGCGGCACGGUGGCCCAGACUGCGGCGCCUCACCAACCAGCAAGGCAACAAAGCAACGAGCCGGCCAUGUCGUCCUCCUCCUUCCAGGGUCCCAGCAGCGCCGCCGCGCCCGCGGACGCGUCCGACGCCGCCGCUGCCAUGGGCAACUACAUGGUGUGCGACACGGUGGUGCUCGUCUGCCUGGCCUGCGCCUCGGGCCUCAUCGUGCUCGCGGCGGCCGUCUGCUUCCGGCGCGCCUUCGCCAACGGCUACGCGGCCGCGGCCGUGGGCGAGAACAGCGAUGUGGCCGUUGCCAACGGUGGCCGGUGCGGGCUGGCGCCGUCCGCGCUUGCGGCGAUCCCGAAGCUCGCGUACCGGAGAAGCGCCGUCGCCGGCGCCGGGUGGUUGCAGUGCGCGAUCUGCCUCGCCGUGGUGCGGGACGGCGAGGCGGUGCGGCUGCUGCCGGCGUGCGGGCACCAGUUCCACGUCGAGUGCAUCGACCUGUGGCUGCGGUCGCACGCCACGUGCCCGCUCUGCCGGCGCGACGUCAGCGAGGCGGCUGCGGACAAAGUUUGAGCUCGCCGCCGACCGGACCAGGGUGAUACGCCACUUGCUCAGCUUGUUCCCCGCCGUGAUAUAUGCACAUCUCAAGAACUGUACAUGCUAGGUAGAGUUCCAUUUUGACGCUAGAAACGAUUUUUUAGCCAUCUGAUGAGGAAAUUCUCAUCUCAUCUGUCUAUGACACACUUGGUUUUGCAUAUUUUUAUAAUAUGCAAUCAUGUAUGCAAGAUGCACAUUGAAAGUUUUGCAUAUUUUUAUAAUAUGCAAUCAUGUAUGCAAGAUGCACAUUGAAAUACUAAACAUGUCUAGAUCAGGGGAGCCUUGCAAGGAACUCUGAUAAGGAUUUGGAUUAGAUUGUAGUGUAUAAAAUAUAUAGGAUGAUUCCAUCUAGGUAAUGAAAUGUGUCGCAAGAUUGGUCAAUUUUGCAAGGAUAUUAUAACGAUUUAUAUCAGAAAGGAUAUUGUAAGAACAAAAUAUAGUUUACUUGGCCAUCCUGAUUUUGACGGUAGCCAAUGUGCAAUAAAAUGUGAGA